Messenger RNA from Didymodactylos carnosus, 990 nucleotides. NCBI's taxonomy places the organism in Eukaryota, Metazoa, Rotifera, Eurotatoria, Philodinida, Philodinidae. The record is from the annotation of a GenBank genome assembly.
AUGGAACAUGCAACACAUCUUUCUCACUUAAUCGUCUUGGGUAGUGGUACAUCUGAAGGUAUUCCUCGUGUAACAUGUUUAACAAAAAAAUCUGAAAAUAAUUAUUGUCAAGUAUGUCAUGAUGCAAAUCCAUUUAAAUCUGAAAAAUUAGACAAUAAUAAUAAUAAACGUUCAAAAAAUUUUCGACGUAAUACAAGUCUACUAUUAAAAAUAACAAAUCCUAAUCCUCAUAAAGAAUCACAACAAGAUAAAACUCAUAAAACACCAUUUUAUCAUGUUUUAAUUGAUUGUGGUAAAUUUUUUUAUCCAAGUGCAAUGGAAUGGUUUCCUAUGUUUAAUAUUACACAUUUGGAUUCAGUUAUUAUUUCUCAUUGUCAUGCAGAUGCUUCAUUUGGAAUUGAUGAUUUAAGAGAUUGGUGUUUGAAUGUUGAACAUGGUGGAACAGUUAUACCAGUUUAUAUGACAAAAGAAGAUACGACAAUAAUUGUACAACAUUUUCCCUAUUUUCAAUCAUCUGUUGAAAAUGCAAAACAAAUUGGCGGUGGAAUUCCAGCAUUAAAAAAUUUAGAAAUGGUAGAAAAUAAACCAAUAGAAAUUGUUCCAAAUUAUUUUAUAACUGUAUUUACUGUUAAUCAUGGAUUGGGUAAUAGUUUAGGUUUCUUAUUAGCAGGACCAAAUAAUGAAAAAAUUAUUUGGUGUAGUGAUGUUAAAUUUGUUCCAGAAGAAAAUUUACAUUAUUUUGAAAAUUUAGAUAUACUAUUUUUAGAUUUAUUAUUUGAUAUAAAUCAAAAAAAACAUCCAUCCCAUUUUUGUUAUGAAGAUUCAAUUGAAUUUAUUCGAAAGUUUAAGCCAAAACAUACUUAUUUUGUCGGAAUGAAUCAUACUGUUGAUCAUACAUUGAUGAAUGAAAAACUAAAAAAUGAAUUUAAAAAUGAGAUAGGAAAAAUGAAAGUUGAACUUGGCUAUGAUGGAUUGUGUGUAGAAUUUUGA